Messenger RNA from Coffea arabica (coffee), 870 nucleotides. NCBI's taxonomy places the organism in Eukaryota, Viridiplantae, Streptophyta, Magnoliopsida, Gentianales, Rubiaceae. The record is from RefSeq and is a predicted model, not a curated record.
AUGGGUGGAUCAACCCAUUUCUCUGUUUUCUUACUCGUCGCAAUAAUUUUACUCUGUUCUUCCACCAAAACUGUAAAUGCAACUUGCUAUGCAAGCGAGAAACAAGCUCUUUUGGACUUCAAGAAAGACUUGGAAGAUCCCUUUGGUAGACUCUCGUCUUGGAUACACGACGUUGAUUGCUGCAAAUGGAAAGGAGUUGUUUGUAGCAACCGAAGUGGCCGCGUGAUUCAACUUCUCCUUGAGGGUCCUGAUCCUGAAAUUGAUGAUUUUGGUGAUCAGGAAAUAUCAGCAUUAAGCGGUAAAAUCAGUCAUUCGUUACAAAAUUUGACUCACUUGCGUUACCUUGAUCUAAGUCUAAAUGAUUUCAGUGGAAUUCCAAUUCCCAGUUUUUUUGGGUCUCUCAGAAGUCUAAGGUACCUGAAUUUAUCUGGAGCUGGAUUUCAAGGAAUGGUCCCCUAUCAGCUUGGAAACCUGUCAAGCUUACGCACUUUAAGCUUGGAAACCUAUCGAGUUUCCGAUCUUCAAGUUGAUAACCUGCAAUGGUUGGCUGGUCUCUCCAAUCUGGAGCACCUAGACAUGAGUCGCGUGAACCUUAGUACGGCGUCUAAUUGGCUAGAGGUGAUUAACACGAUCCCUUCCUUGGUAGAGAUACAUCUGCCCUAUUGUCAACUUGAUUUAAUUUCUCAUCAUCUUGGCAGAGAUACAUUUGUCUUCCAUGCCAACUUUUCUUCUCUUACUGUCCUAGAUCUUUCUGGAAAUUUUCUUGGACACCUCAUCCCUAGAUGGAUUUUCGGUCUUACUGCCCUUGCUUCCCUUGAUUUAAGUGAUAACUCGUUUGAAGGUCCAUUGCCAGAGAUCUUAGGAACUUGA